Molecule: messenger RNA, 911 nt
Organism: Trichosurus vulpecula (common brushtail)
Lineage: Eukaryota; Metazoa; Chordata; Mammalia; Diprotodontia; Phalangeridae
Gene: PRR7
Product: proline rich 7, synaptic
Exons: 2
Coding region: 1-831 (276 amino acids)
Source: RefSeq, a predicted model, not a curated record
AUGGUGAUGUCCCAGGGCACCUACACCUUCCUCACCUGCUUCGCCGGCUUCUGGCUCAUCUGGGGCCUCGUGGUCCUGCUCUGCUGCUUCUGUAGCUUCCUCCGCCGCCGCCUCAAGCGGCGCCACGAGGAGCGGCUGCGGGAGCAGAACCUGCGCGCCCUGGAGCUCGAACCCCUAGAGCCACUGGAGCCCCUGGAGCUGGAGGGCAGCCUGGCCGGGAGCCCCCCCGGACUGGGGCUGGCCCCAGGACUGGCCCCGCAGGCCCGAGUCCGCCUGGAGGCCCCUGGCCAUACCCAUGCCCUGCACCACUCGGCCCCAGCACAGCACCAGCCCCACCCAGCCCACCAUCACCCGCACCCGCCCCACUCGCAUCCGCACUCUCAUCCGCACCCGCCUCACGUCCUGGUGCCGCCCCGGCCCUGGAGCUACCCGCGCCAAGCCGAAUCGGACCUCUCCAAGCCCCCGUGCUACGAGGAGGCGGUGCUGAUGGCCGAGCCACCGCCGCCCUACAGCGAGGUGCUCACAGACACGCGCGGCCUCUACCGCAAGAUCGUGACACCCUUCCUGAGCCGCGACAGCUCCGAGAAGCAGGAGCAGCCGCCCAACUACAAGCCGCUCUUUCUGGACCGAGGCUACUCGUCGGCGCUGCACCUGCCCAGCGCCCCGCGGCCCGGCCCGCCCUGCCCCGCCCUCUACCUGCAGGCCGAACGCUCCCGCCGCGUCUUCCCCAGCUGGACCGACUCGGAGCUGAGCAACCGCGACCCUCUGGAGCACGGAGCCUGGCGCCUGCCCGUCUCCAUCCCCUUGUUCGGGAGGACUACAGCCGUAUAGAGGGGGUGGCCCGAGCCCCUGCCCCCUGGCCCCACCCCAGGGGCUAAGCGCCCGGACCGGAGCCAGCGCUGCCCCACUCC